AUGAACGGGCCUAAAACACGGCCCAUAAUUGAAAAGCCCACUGAUUUACCCAAAGCUAUAAUUUACACUUCUCGUCAUGUUCUUCCUGGUGAAGCAGAUCACAAAAGUACGAUGACAAUGAAGCUGCGGUUGAGACGUCACGAGACUAGAGAAACCCUAAAACUUGAAUUAGCCGAUACGAGCACCCUCAAUGAUCUCCGGCGAAGGAUCAAUGCAUCGGUGCCUUCCUCCGUUCAUCUAUCUCUUAACCGUAAGGACGAGCUCCUCGCGCCUUCGCCGGAGGAGGAUACGCUCCGAUCGCUCGGUGUAACAUCCGGUGACCUCAUUUACUACUCUCUCGAUCGCUCUGCCUUUUUUGCAUCUGUUGAAGAGAUCGGAAUAAUCGCCUCGUCGGCAGAGGCACAUCAAUCCCUUGCUCCAAAUGACGACGGCGAAUCGGGAGGAUCUGGAACAACCUUAGGUCCACAAUCAGAGAAGAAUCAGGCUUUUGUUCACGAUUCGAUGGGUAUUGGAUUCGCGGCGACCGAUGUAGAUAUGAAAAUCGAAGAUCAAUCGAAAACCGAUGAAGAUUCAGGGGAAGGAUCAUCAUCCACCGGGAAAGAAAAUUCGUGUUCAGAGCCGAUGGAUGUAGAUCAGUUUGAUGUGGAGUUAGCUGCCGCCGGAAGCAAAAGGUUAAGCGAACCAUUCUUCUUGAAAAAGAUAUUGCUUGAGAAAUCUGGUGAUACAUGUGAGUUUACUAUCUUGGCUAUGUCAGUCCACGCCGUGAUGUUGGAAUCUGGGUUUGUGCUGUACAAUCAUGGCUCUGAUAAGUUUAGCUUUUCAAAAGAGUUGCUUUCGGUAUCCCUCAGGUAUACUUUGCCUGAGCUAAUCACCGGCAACGAUACCGAUAUCGAGUCUGUUACCGUGAACUUUCAGAGCUUUGGGUAUUUGGUUUUAGUUCACGGAAGUCUAAGUGGGUACAAGGGCCAAAGGGUUUCUCUUGAUAAGCGUAGGUUUGUGCCUGUGAUGGAUCUUGUUUUAGAUACUUUGAAGUCUGACAAGCAAGGCUCAUCGAGCAUCUACCGUGAGGUGUUCAUGUUCUGGAGAAUGGUGAAAGAUGGUCUUGCGAUCCCGUUGUUGAUUGGUCUCUGCGAUAAAGCCGGCUUGGAACUUCCACCUUGCUUGAUGCGUUUACCAACAGAGCUAAAGCUGAAGAUAGUAGAGUCGCUCCCCGGCGCGAGUGUUGCGAGGAUGGCUUGCGUUUGUACAGAGAUGCGGUAUCUGGCUUCAGACAACGACUUGUGGAAACAGAGGUGUUUGGUAGAAGCUAAGCAUGUUGCUGUGAACGGGUCCGGUGAUUCGGUUAAUUGGAAGGAGAAAUUCGCCGCGUUUUGGAGGCAGCACGUUCGACGACUGUCCAUGGCCAGACGAACCUCGCGAAACACUAGAUUGAUAAGAGAACGCGUGGCUUUUCCUGGGAUCAUUAGAGAGCCUGACACUUUCGGAUGGUUUAAUGGGAAUCACUUGCAUGGAGCCACCGGCCGGAGACAACCGGCAAGGCGGCUCGGCGGACGAGGAUGGGGGCGUGGCUUUAGUCCCAGAUGCAAUCUUGGAGGAUACAACCAGCACGGGGGCGAGGAUGGGGACGAGCUUUGA
Molecule: messenger RNA, 1635 nt
Organism: Thlaspi arvense
Lineage: Eukaryota; Viridiplantae; Streptophyta; Magnoliopsida; Brassicales; Brassicaceae
Source: the annotation of a GenBank genome assembly